AUGGCUUUGUACCCAUCUUUAGAAGAUUUAAAAGUCGAUCAAGCAGUGAAGGCUCAAAAUGGCUCUUCAAGUGGUGAGAUUCAGUCGACAAGUCAGCCUUAUAAUACUCAUUCAUUUGCACCUUCUGCACCCCUUCUAACUAUUUCAGAUAAAAGUAAUGCAUUGUCAGUUAAAUAUCCUGCCUUAAAUGAAUAUAUGGGUUUAGAACUUACUCGUGAAGUUAUUGCUGCUAAUAUGCCUGAAUAUUUGGAUACACCUAUUAAUAUGCAGAUAGCUACAAGACCUGAUUAUUCUGUUGAACCUGUCAAUAAUUUGUGCAAUCUUGUGGCUCCUGUCUCUGGUCAUUCAUUAGCUUUGUACAAAGCUCAUGUUACUAAUGGAAUCAGACAGUUAACACUCUGCAAAGAUGGCGACAAAAAGGUUGGUUUAAGAGUUCAACCUGUAAAUAAUGGAGUUUUUGUUAAUCUUGUUACGAAAAAUUCGCCUGCAGCUAUGGCAGGUUUUAGAUUUGGGGAUCAAAUUUUAGAAGUAAAUGGUAAAAGUGUAGCAGGACUAUCAAUGGAUGCAGUGCAUGAUAUUAUCAAAAAGUCUCCUUCAAGUGGUAUUUCAUUUAUUGUUAGAGAUAGACCAUUUGAAAGAACAGUGACUCUUCAUAAAGAUAAAACUGGUCAUGUCGGUUUUACUUUUAAAGAAGGAAAAGUGACUGGGUUAGUAGUGGAUUCUUCUGCUGCUAAAAAUGGUCUAUUGACUGAGCAUAAUCUUUUAGAAAUAAAUGGCCAAAAUGUUGUAGGAUUAAAGGAUAAAGAAAUUACUAAGAUUAUUGCAGAUGGAGGAAAUGUAAUUACCGUUACUAUUGUUCCUUCUUACAUUUACCAACAUAUGACAAAGAGCAUGUCAUCUGGAUUGCUUAAAAAUUUUAUGGAUCGUUCAGUUCCAACGUUUUAA
Pediculus humanus corporis (human body louse) is the source of this 945-nucleotide messenger RNA. RefSeq names its product syntenin-1, putative. Gene Ontology annotation, molecular function: protein binding. Bases 1 to 945 code for a protein of 314 amino acids. Gene Ontology annotation, cellular component: cytoplasm; plasma membrane. The record is from RefSeq and is a predicted model, not a curated record. Lineage: Eukaryota; Metazoa; Arthropoda; Insecta; Psocodea; Pediculidae. The transcript has 6 exons.